AUGGCGGCGUGUCCGCCGGCGCCGUCAGACUCGGAGUCAAACAUCCCGGAAUUUGAGUGUAUAGACGUCAACACCAAGCCGUUUCACAUCGGGUCGUUUCGGAACGAGUGGCUAAAGCGACUGAAGCCAUGGCACUACUCGUUCCAAAAGGAGGACGAGGAAAGUUUCCAUGCCAACUUCGCUGCAGACAUGGGGCUGAGUGGCGAAACCAUGGCGGAGCUGAAGAGCGUCUGCAGUCUCGACUCUCUCCGAUGCCAUCCGGAGGGCGAGGAGCCCGAAACGGAUGUGGUGCCACCAAACCCGACACUGAAGACUCUGAUACAACGAAAAAAGAAACAGGAUUACAAAGCGUCGCUAAAAAUUGGCAAGAACAGACACGACCACUUGGCUGAGCAGAUGGAACGCCUGGUAGUUCGCGGACAAACCUUCAGAGGUUGUGACUUGGUCGCAGAAGGAGAUGUUCUUCUCACCAUAAAUGUCUACCACCCAGGCCUCGGGGAGAAGUUUGCCAUCGUCAGGCCGCACACAUGCUUCCUGGUCAUGGGCUCCCACACACUGACUGACCUUCGGGACGCCAUUUGCUGCGUGAGUGACAUCCAGGUGUGCGGGGAGUUCAGCAACACGCCUGACGUGGCACCGGACUUCAUCAGCAAGGAUCUCUUCAAGUCGGCGUUCUUCUUUUUUGAGGGGGUUUUCUACAACGACAUGAGGUUUCCUGAGUGCCAAGACAUCAGCACAACCACCAUUGAAUGGGCAAAAUCCCACAACUUCCCAGAGUUUCAGCAAGCCAAGAUGGAGGAGACCAGGUUCCUGGACCUGAAAGUCAAAGUGGGGUACCCGUAUUUGUACUGCCACCAGGGGGACUGUGAGCACCUGGUCAUCAUCACCGACGUCAGAAUUUUACACAUGAACGACUGUCUGGACAAGCAGCAGUAUCCUCUGGUCAUUCACAAACACCGAGCGGUGACGCAGAAGUGCGCCGUCUGCUACACAUUCAUUGCCAGGUGGUACACGACCAAAGACCAAUUUGCACCGAGCGAUCCGUGUAUCUUUUGCGACAAGUGUUUUCGAAUGCUGCACUACGACAAGGACGGUAACAAGCUGGGGACGUUCGAGGCCUUCGCCUACGUGGACCGCGGAGCUUUCAACUAGAACCCCGUAAUUAUCUAUUUAUUUUCAAGCAACUUCUGUUCAAGCAGUCAUGUGUUACGUUGGGGAGAGAAAUAAACUUUAUUUUUUCAAGAAGA
Messenger RNA from Synchiropus splendidus (mandarinfish), 1247 nucleotides. It is a transcript of the gene snapc3, whose product is annotated as small nuclear RNA activating complex, polypeptide 3. Gene Ontology annotation, cellular component: snRNA-activating protein complex. The transcript has 9 exons. Gene Ontology annotation, molecular function: bent DNA binding; core promoter sequence-specific DNA binding; RNA polymerase III type 3 promoter sequence-specific DNA binding. Gene Ontology annotation, biological process: snRNA transcription by RNA polymerase III; snRNA transcription by RNA polymerase II. The record is from RefSeq and is a predicted model, not a curated record. The coding region runs from base 1 to 1152 and encodes 383 amino acids. Lineage: Eukaryota; Metazoa; Chordata; Actinopteri; Syngnathiformes; Callionymidae.